AUGAGAAAGGUAGAUGGAAAGCUGACUCCGCUGGGGACCAUUGCAGUGACCUUCGCUGCGACAGCGCUGCCGCAGCACGCCUACAUACAGAUGUUCAGAUACCCGGUCCACAUAUACAUCCCUCCAUUACUACAGUGCUACAAAUGCCUGAAGUUCAAUCACUCUGCGAAAGUCUGCCGAGGUUCUCAAAUAUGUUCUUCGUGCUCCGGACAACACUCCUACAAAGAAUGCGACGUUAAAAAAAUUGUGUGCAUCAACUGUCAAGGUGGUCACUUGGCCAUCUCUAGGGACUGUCCAGUGAAGCAACAAGAGAUGGAAGAGAAGAAGAAUAAGUAUUUAAAACAAAACCGAUCGUAUGCCACUGUGGUGAGUAUCCCAGCAAUGCCCGACCCGAGAGCAUUCCCAAACCUUUAA
Molecule: messenger RNA, 414 nt
Organism: Parnassius apollo (apollo)
Lineage: Eukaryota; Metazoa; Arthropoda; Insecta; Lepidoptera; Papilionidae
Source: the annotation of a GenBank genome assembly